GAUCGUAUAAUACACAAAAUUCCUUAUUCGAUACUGGAGAUAAUAUAUAGUGUUUGAUUUCUUUGGUUUAUUAAUGUUCGAGACGAGUAAUAGAUACAACAAAAAAUGGGCAACGCACAAGCUGGAGAAAAACAACCUAAAACGGGAAAGUCUCCAGCAAAGGGCAGACAUUUCAUGAGAAGCUUGAACAAAAGGGCCUCGGGGAGGGAGAAAAAGGGCCGUAAAAAGAGCACUGCAAAACAGGCGGCAAUAGAUAGGGAGUUUGAUAAGACUUCGGAAUCAGAUAACAAUGAAACGGUUGAGGCAUCUGAUAACGAUACGGUCGAGUGCGUGUUUAAAACAUCACGAGUGGAAGGGGGCGCGGAGUCGAGUGUUCAGUCAGAGGUAACGGUGACCAGGUGCGAGCCGAGCCCGCGGUCACCGACCCGCGACCAGUCUCCCGCCGCCGCCGCGCAAACCUCCUCACCCGCGGACCCAUCCACGUCCGAUUCAGUGUUUACAGACCCUGUGAGCCCUCUUACGCCGCUCGCCGUCGAGCUAAACCAAUGCUACUACUCCGCGGAGAGUGACAGCGCGCAAGACGAUCUCCCACGCACUCUCACCCCUCUCGACAUUAAUGCGCUCACGCAAUUCGACUUUUCUGACAGAACAACACCGGAAAUGCCGCACGAGGAAUAUGCCUCACGUGACGUAGAAAAAGAAAACAGUGACAUAUGCGAUGACAAAAGUGUCAGGGAUGAAAGUGUUAAGGUUAUGGGUGCAUUUUCAUCGAAAUUAAAGGAUGAGCCGGUCGAUCGAAGAACGCAUGAGUGCAGCCAUGACUUCCUUGAUAAUCGGCUGAAGACUUCUCCAGGACAAACGUCCUUUACAUUGUCCAGACACCGGAAAGUUGCAUUGCCUCCUGUGGGUGCAGAAUCAUCACUAUCUGUACUAGAGAGCGAGCCAGAUCGAAGACAUUCGAGUGUAAGCGAUGUCCCUUUGCCGGAGUCUAACGUGUUGAGAAAAGUGGCAUCAUUGACACUGGAAAAGCAUUCAGAGACCAAAGUAGUUCGCCCCAAGUAUGUUCCCGAGAAACUAGAUUUCCAACUGUAUGAAAAAUUCGAAGGACAGAUGCUUCUAAAUUGGUUUGUGUCUUCGGCUGAAGCAAACAUAACAAAGAACAUCUCAAAUAGCCAAGAUCUCCGUACUCUUGGUAUACAGUAUUGUACUCAUUUGUUAGCAGCUGGUGUGUUAUGUCAAAUAUCAGAUAAAGAUGCACCCACAGAAAAAAUAUUCAAGCCUAAUUUAAUGUACUACUGGGCACAUAUGGAGUCACCAGCUUCACAACCACAUACACCAGGACGUCUGCACACAACAUCAUGGCCACCUCAAUUAGACUCAUGUUCUGAAAAAUUAAAUCUAAGUUCUCAGCCUCUCCUACAAUAUAGUGCUAAUAAUUUUGAAGAAAUCAGAGAUAUCUCUGAAGCUAGACAAGUUAUUGCAGAUUUAAUAAAAAAACUGCAGGAAUUAGAAUACAAAUUAGAAAAUUCUAAGGAACACUCCAUAGGCAUAAUAAAUUUAAAAAAUGUAAAUUCAAAUAACUACCUAAAGGAUAGACAGAAAAAAGAGUUAAUUAGUCGUGAAAUUCAAACAAUUAACUUAAACGAUGAUGAUGAUAGGUUGGCUGGAAAAUCUGUGAUAUCACCUUCAAAACCUGAUUCUUUAAUAAGAACAAGUGUACAAAAUGAUUCUAGUAUAGCUGUAAGUAAAUUGGAUCGAGAUAAAUGUGAUUAUAAAGUUUUAGGAGACCCUGAACAAAGAUCUGUUAAAAUAGAAAAUUAUUGUAAGUUGAAUAAGAGCAGAGAAUGUAAUUUAAUACUUAAAAAUGAUGAUUAUGUAGAAAAACGAAGUAGUAGUGAUAUAGUUAAUAAAUUAGAAAAACAGCAAAUUAAUGAAACACAAAAAAUAAAUCGACUUUCAAGUAAUAAUUUAAAUGUGAAUGUACUACAUGACAGUUCUUCAGAUGCUUCAUAUGUCAGUACUACUGCUGAUGUAACUCUAAAUCAAACUAUUUUAACUGAAGAGAAAAGCUUAUUCAGAUCUCUCAGUCCUCCCCCGGUGCAAGUUUUAUAUGCAAAACAAGAUAGUAAUUAUGUUGCAUCAGAAUUUUCAUCAUUAGAUUUUACACAAUCAGAACAGAGCUGGAAAUCAUUUGAAGCUGACAAAAGUGAUUUGUCAUUCACAGGAAACAUGACAGAGAGUGCAACUAAAUCAGCACAAAAAUCUGAAGCAAAAGAUAUAAAAUGUUUUCCAAAAUCCUUAUCAGAAACUGAUAAGAGGUCAGAAAAAGCUACAUCAAUGUUAUCAACAUCUUUAACUACAGACGUCUCGAAACCUUCAGCAGAAAAUAUGAUGGAGCAACAACCGCCACCUCUGCCAGGAAUGUCUCCUUCACCACCACCUACUCCAGGAACAAAAUCCGCCAGUACAUCCAUUUCUGUCAAUGAAAUCGUUCCUCCACUCGUUCCUUCUUUGCCUGAUAUGGCUACAUUAAAUGCUUUGAUACCUCCACCACCACCACCAAAAUCUUAUGUCCUAUAUCCAUUGCAGGGUAAUGAAGAACUUGUAACAUCCUUUGCAUCCAAGGAGGCUUGUCCUUCAUUAUCAAGGGCCGAAGUAGAUCUAAAACAAGCCUCCAAGGCUUCGCCCUCCCAAAAGAUGUUAGAUUUGGCUCCUUUACCUCCACCGUUACCAAGUCUAGAUCACCCACCUUCGCCAAUUCCUGGUUUAGGUCCCCCGCCUCCGCCAAUACCCGGGAUGGGUCCCUCCCCGCCGACGAUGCCCGUUAGUUGUCCGCCGCCGCCGCCAAUGCCAAUGCCUGACAUGGGUCCCCCGCCGCCGCCAAUGCCUGGUAUGGGUCCCCCGCCGCCGCCAAUGCCCGGUAUGGGUCCUCCGCCGCCGCCAAUGCCUGGUAUGGGUCCCCCGCCGCCGCCAAUGCCUGGUAUGGGUCCCCCGCCGCCGCCAAUGCCUGGUAUGGGUCCCCCACCGCCACCAAUGCCCGGUAUGGGUCCUCCGCCGCCGCCAAUGCCCGGUAUGGGUCCUCCUCCGCCGCCGAUGCCCAGUAUGGGUCCCCCACCGCCACCCUUACCAGGCAUCGGUCCGUCAUCAACAUCUAAUGCGGGACCUCCACCGCCUCCUAUACCAGGUAUUGGUCCUCCACCCCCUCUUAUGACAGAUAUGGGCCCCCCUCCGCCUCCAUCACCCUCGGGACCUGCUCCCUUUCCGACACCCCCCGUUGGUGGUUGGAGUAUGCAAAGAUCCACUCUAAGAAAACCUCCGAUCAAACCAGCAGCGCCAAUGAAGCCUCUAUAUUGGACAAGAAUUUUAGCAAAUUCUGCACAUAAUGGCCAAGGCGAAGUAGAUUCUGGAUUAAAGCCAUUAUGGCUGGAAAUUGACGAAACAAGAUUGGACAACAUCGACGAAUUCAUGGAUCUCUUCUCUAGACAAGUUGUCAAAGCCCCAGUAAAGAAAAAAGUAGAAGUUAAAACAAAAAUACAGCCAGUAAAAAUAUUAGACAGUAGACGGUCACAAAAUGUCGGUAUAUUCGUACAAAGUUCGCACUUAGAGUUUUCAGAGAUUGAAAACGCCAUAUACAAUUUUGAUACGUCGGUUGUGAGUUUAGAAGUAUUACAACAGAUGUAUGAGUUGCGCGCAACGAAUGAAGAAUUAGAAAUGAUAAAAGAACAUUUAUCAAACAAACCUGAAAUACCGUUAGAUAAGCCCGAAGCGUUUUUACAUGACCUCUCUGGAAUACCAAAUUUUGCGGAGCGGAUAUCAUGUUUUAUGUUUCAAGCGGAAUUCGAGGACGCUGUUAACACAACUAUGCAUAAAUUAGAUAAUUUGAAACAUACAUGUGAGUUCCUAACAAAUAAUGAAUCUCUAAAGCAGCUAUUUGCAAUAAUUUUAACUCUCGGAAAUUAUAUGAAUGGAGGGAAUGGGCAGAGGGGGCAGGCAGAUGGUUUUGGUCUAGAAAUCUUAGCCAAGCUGAAGGAUGUAAAGUCAAAGCAGUCGACCGUAACGCUACUGCACUUUAUAGUAAAGACGUACAUGCGUCAACGCGGGGGCGCCCUGUCCACAGAAUGCACGCUGCCUGUGUGCGAGCCGGGUGACGUUCAGCGAGCGGCUGCUAUCGACUUUGCAGAUGUCUCUGCUCAUCUUGGGUCACUGCGGAAACAGCUUGAAGGAUGUAAAGAAAAAAUGAGCAAGGUAGUAGAUGCCUAUGAGAGAAAUCAAGCUGAUGUGGCAAAUGAGAACAAACGAAUAGAAGUUUUCAAAGAUAAAAUGACCACAUUUAUUAAUGCAGCUGAAGAAAAAUUAAAGACUGAAGAUGAGAACUUGUCCGAGUGUAAAAAUAAAUUCAUAUCUACUGUGAAAUUUUACCAGUACAAGCCUAGGUGUGGCAGUAUUGAAGAUUGUGAACCUAAAGAGUUUUUUUCAUUAUGGACCUCAUUUUGUAGUGACUUUAAAGACAUCUUCAAAAAGGAGGAACAGCUGGCAAUUAAGGAAAAGUUAAAAGAAACAAAAAAAAUGCAUGAAGUACGAAAGGCUCAAACUGUCACACAACCGAAAAAGGAAGGAGGCCUAAAGGCACGGCUUCAAAAGUUGUCCAGUGUGUCCAGAAAAUGACUUUAUACUAUUAGUGAAACUAUUGUCUACCUGUAGCUUUUUUAUUUGCAAUCAAGAAAGGGUGCUAAAUAACUCAAUUUUUUAUAACAUUAUUUUAUUAAGUUAAACUAAAUUACUCAGUGACUAAUUAUUUUUAAGUGGUUCUUUACAAUGAAUUGUAUAGGUAUGAGUGUACUUGGCAAGUUCAAAAAGAUUUUGUAACCAUUUAUGUAAACAAUGGUAGAGUCAAAUGUAUGUGAAUUGUAGUAAUUUUUUUAUAUUAAUAUUGCAAUAGGCUGUGAUGUGAAAUAUCAGCAUUUAUAAACAAAGGCACCAAUUAAUAUAUAUUAGAUAAAUUGUAUAUAAAUUAAAAUCAUGAUCUGAUAUUUAAAAUUAAAUAGGUCUUAUUUAAAGUUUGACCAUAUAAUUAACCAACUUCAUCUAAAGUUAAUAUGUGGCUUAGAAUGUUUUACAUUGAUAAUAACUGGAUUUAUUUAGAUUAAAGAAAAGACAACAUGAUAAUAAUUAGUCUAUAAAUAUAGCCUAUGUAUUCAUUAAAAAUGUACCUGAUAAUAUAU
Messenger RNA from Pieris brassicae (large cabbage white), 5222 nucleotides. It is a transcript of the gene capu, whose product is annotated as formin-2. Gene Ontology annotation, biological process: cortical actin cytoskeleton organization; actin nucleation; actin filament network formation. The record is from RefSeq and is a predicted model, not a curated record. The transcript has 10 exons. Gene Ontology annotation, cellular component: cytoskeleton; cytoplasm; actin filament. The coding region runs from base 106 to 4665 and encodes 1519 amino acids. Gene Ontology annotation, molecular function: microtubule binding; actin filament binding. NCBI's taxonomy places the organism in Eukaryota, Metazoa, Arthropoda, Insecta, Lepidoptera, Pieridae.